AUGGGAAAAGUAAAUUCCAAAUCGCAUUCUUUAAACGCAUUCAAAUCAAAGAAAAAGCAUUGUCAACAAUUAUCAACACAUUCCAUAUCAUCUUCUUCAACUAUUUCAUCAUUUUCUUCGGAAUCCACUUCACAAGAAACCAUUGCAUCAUCCAACGAAGACUUAUUUCAUUAUAUCGGGGAUAGAAAAUUUUGUAAAUUUUCUGAAAAAUUAAAUUACGUAUAUCCUGUCGAUGCAGACGAAUCCGAUAGAGGUCAAACAUCUCAUUUUAUGUAUAAGCAUGUAUGGGACGGAAAUUUUUCUGCUCCCGUUGAACAAAUGUUACAAGAUGAAUCCACUAAAGUUUUAGAUAUUGGCUGUGGGUCUGGAACCUGGAUAUUAGAUAUGGCAUUUGAAUAUAAAAAUGCUCAUUUUACAGGGAUUGAUGUUGCAGAACUUUAUCCUGUAGAGAUCAAGCCAAAAAAUGUUUCAUUUGUUCAAGCAAAUGUUCUUGAAGGUUUACCUUUUGAAGAUAACACAUUUGAUUUCGUUUAUAUGCGUUUCAUGAUGUUCGCUUUCACCUUGAAAAAUUGGGAUAUUGCUAUAAAAGAAUUGGCUAGAGUUUGUAAACCUGGUGGUUUUAUCGAAUUGAUGGAAAAAGACAUCUUUUGGUAUAAUGAAGGUCCAUUUUGCAAGUCCGCUCGCACAGUUAUGGCUGAUGAAUUAAGAGAACAAAAAAAUAUUGAAGUAGUGAUCACACCAAUUUUAAAUAAAAUCUUAUCUCAAUAUUCUGACGUAGAACGUGACGCGAAAAUCAUGCCAUUUGGCGAGUGGGGAGGAAAAUUGGGCAACUUGUACAGAGAAUUAUACUCCUGGGGAGCCAAAAAUUUGAAAAAAGUGAUGACUGAUGUCGGAUUUAGCGAAGAUGAAUGGGAUGAAACGGUUGAAAUUUGUUUAAAGCAAUUGCAAGAACGCAAAAGCUAUGAUAAGAUUCAUAGAUUUUGGAUCAAAAAAUGUUGA
This is a messenger RNA of Funneliformis geosporum, 999 nucleotides long. NCBI's taxonomy places the organism in Eukaryota, Fungi, Glomeromycota, Glomeromycetes, Glomerales, Glomeraceae. The record is from the annotation of a GenBank genome assembly.